AUGGCUGAAACGGGCCCGGCCAUCGAGCACUUCCGCUCCAACCAAUGGGCCAACAACCUCAUCUCCUCCGAAGACUACACCCCCAUCCCAACAGACUCCCGCCGCUUCAAGCCCUCCUCCGGCGAAGAUGGCUUCUUCGCCCGCACUCUGGCAACGCCCACCACGAUACCACACGUGCUGACUCUCCAACGGCGCAACAUCGCUCCGCCGCAUUCUGAACCGCCCACCUGGCUCCCCGCAACCAAGCAAGAUGCCGCGAAUGGAAAGCCGACACCCAGCGCAACUCCAGCGGACAUCAUUAUGAUCUAUGACCUCGCCAGUCCCGGUCUUUCGGGGCACCCGUCCACCGUGCAUGGCGGCAUCGUCGCGACCCUCAUCGACGAGGCAAUGUCUCUCGCCGUUGCGGCUCAUACCUCGACGUCGGGUUCCGCCACUUCGGAUGAUAAUCCCCGCGGGAGUAUCUUUACCAUGCAGCUGGAUGUGCGGUACCGUAAGCGCGUGACUAACCCCGCGUUGCUGGUCAUUAGGUCAAAGGUUAUUGGGCGCGUUGGGAGGAAGUUCUGGGUUAGGGCGCAGGCGCUGCAGGAGGAUGAGGAGGGUGCCGGUGGACAUCUUGAGUGGGUGAAGAGGAAGGUUGUUAAGGCCGAUGCUAUGGCUUUCUGGGUUGUCACGCCUGAUGAGAAGCUGUGA
Messenger RNA from Penicillium cinerascens, 690 nucleotides. RefSeq names its product PaaI family thioesterase. Bases 1 to 690 code for a protein of 229 amino acids. The record is from RefSeq and is a predicted model, not a curated record. Lineage: Eukaryota; Fungi; Ascomycota; Eurotiomycetes; Eurotiales; Aspergillaceae. The transcript has a single exon.